This is a messenger RNA of Salvia splendens (bonfire salvia), 1141 nucleotides long. RefSeq lists its product as uncharacterized. Lineage: Eukaryota; Viridiplantae; Streptophyta; Magnoliopsida; Lamiales; Lamiaceae. The record is from RefSeq and is a predicted model, not a curated record. The transcript has 2 exons. Bases 288 to 812 code for a protein of 174 amino acids. Gene Ontology annotation, molecular function: zinc ion binding.
GUUGGACGUGGCGAAUUAAAAUCACAACUUCAAACACUAUAAAUUCCGCCGAAGAAUUGCCACCAUUUUUCUGUGUGUGUCUCUCUUUACCGACAGCUGAUUUUCGUUCAUUUUUGGGGGCUGUCUUGUUCGUUGCUUCUGUCUCUCUCUGUCCCACCUACUGCUACUACAGUAGCUACCUCAUUCCAAUAAUACACCCAACAAAGAGAGAGAGAGAGUUGAGUUAUUGAAGUUCUUGAUAGCAUUCACCGUUUUCAUGAAGAUUUCCCACCUGGAUUUAUCCAAAGAUGCAAUCUUUACAAGAACCCAGUAGCGCAGAAUCAGAAUCCGCAGCUGAUUCUGACAGCGGCGGAGGUUUAGGGAAAGAUGGAAUUGUGAAGGGGAGGGGGGAAUCCAGUGUGUCGCAGUGUUCCGUGGAGAUUGUGGAUCUGGAAGGUGUGCAUUUGGCGAAGACUAAGAGGGAUUGCAGGAUAUGCCACCUCAGCAUGGAUGCAACCAAUCAGGAUUCAGGGCUUUCCAUGGAACUGGGAUGCUCUUGUAAGGAGGAUUUGGGUGCUGCCCACAAGCAAUGUGCUGAGGCCUGGUUCAAGAUCAAAGGAGACAAAACCUGUGAGAUAUGUGGAUCCCUUGCACAGAAUGUGGUCGGGGUGGCUGAGUCCGAGCCGGCAGAGACAUGGAACGGGGCUAGUGAUUCUGCAGCAGCUCAGACACGGAACUUCUGGCAAGGCCACCGGUUUCUCAACUUCUUGCUAGCUUGCAUGGUGUUUGCGUUUGUCAUAUCCUGGCUUUUCCAUUUCAACGUGCCGUCCUGAAACUCGUGGGGCUGCUCCGAGCCGUGAGACAUCAUCGUGCACAUUAGUGACAGAGGAACAAGAUGCUACCUAAGUUCAAAACUUUGCUGUUACUUUCAUUUAAUUCUGUUCUAUGAGUAGAACGGAAGCCGUCUGGCGCAUUCAGAAUUUUAGAUUUCGAGUGCGACAAAUAAUUACAUAGUACGUCAGCGUCAUGUCAGAGCAUGCCGACGUUGCAUCGUUGUCGUCAGCGAUGUAACGGCGUUUUUCCCUUCUCUUCGUCUCUCUCACUUGCAUCUACUAUUAAAUUGAAAUUGAUUAAUAGAGUAUGAAGUAUGAAUAUUGGAUAA